AUGAGUGACGAAUUGCACAGGUGCAGAAUAAAAGGCACAGGAUACGUGGAUGAAAUUGGGAGAAUGGUGCUAAGGAAUAGAAGUGGAGCUGUAGAAAGCGAAAUGAGUGAAAUGGCGGUGUUUUUGGAGGAAAACGACACAGAUUACAAGGUUGAAUACGAGAAACUGAGGAAACUGGAAAAAUAUGAAAAAGUGAGGGAAGAAAGAAGCAAAAUAAAGCAAAUGAUAAAGAAAUUGAUUGAAGAGACGAAAGUUGAUACGAAAUACAAUCAGAAACGUGUUAAAAUAACCAAAUUCGGUAAUAAAGAAAAGAAAGGGUAA
This is a messenger RNA of Enterospora canceri, 321 nucleotides long. The record is from the annotation of a GenBank genome assembly. Lineage: Eukaryota; Fungi; Microsporidia; Enterocytozoonidae.